Messenger RNA from Cheilinus undulatus (humphead wrasse), 1884 nucleotides. RefSeq names its product programmed cell death 7 (gene pdcd7). Lineage: Eukaryota; Metazoa; Chordata; Actinopteri; Labriformes; Labridae. Bases 110 to 1657 code for a protein of 515 amino acids. The transcript is spliced from 6 exons. The record is from RefSeq and is a predicted model, not a curated record.
GGACCUGAAGAAGAAACAACAUGGCGGCUUCUAGGAGAACUUAGCGAAAACAGAGAAGAUAAUCGUCAAGUUUUAAGACUUAGAAUAGUCUUUAUAUUAUUUAUGCAAUAUGGACAACAUGCAGCAGCCUUCUGGCUAUUAUGGCAGCUACACGGAGCCGUCGUACCCCAUAAACAGAUCCCCGAUACCCGCUUACAGACCUCCGUACUCGGACGGGGCUCAUGCACCGACACAGCCGCCUAACGCUCCUCCUCAGUGGGCUUCUCCUCAGGGAUAUGACGGCCACCCGUAUAGGUUCGGAUACGAUCACCCUCCGCCUCCCAUGGAAGGAAGUUUCGGGGAAGCUCGCUUCCCUCCUCCGUUCGGGUUCGACCCCUCCGUCCCACCGCCUCCUUUCGGCUACCCUCCAACCGGACCCUUCCCCGGGAUGGAGCCUCCUGUCCCGGCCCUGAAUCAGCAGUUCAGACCAGAUCAUCAGAGUGCUCAGUAUGACCCAGACACACGCCAGAAUCCCCCGCUUCCUCCACGGAACGACAACCUAAACUGGAAUCAAGGACCUCCAAGACGAGCUGAGGAUGAAGCUGACCUUCAGAAGAACCAGGACCAGCAGUGGAUCAGACGCUUCUUACAGAGCAGAGGCAAGACCUCCAGGAGCUCUCAGAUCAAGGAACAGCCCCAGAGUGUCCCUGACCUGCAGCCCCGGUGCAUCCCCGAGCUGAGGCGUGCUCUGUACCGGGCCGCUCAGCUGGUCUCCCAGCUGGCUGAGACCUGUGAGUCUCUAAGGAACAGCGUGCAGGAGGACUGCAUGUGGGCUCGGUCUUAUUCUGAGGCUCUGAAGCUGAAGAAGGAGCUGCAGGACUCACUGUCUGUUCUUGGUGAUGGUGAGAACUUAGCUGGUUGGAAGACCAAACUGUCCCAGGUCGCUAAGAGGAGGUCCAGGAGGCUGAGAUCACGCAGACUGCUGCAGCUGGAGGAGAACCAGAGGGCGGAACGCAGCGCUGAGAAGGAGGCAGGCAUCGAUAAAUGGAGGCUGCAGCAGAUACAGCAGGUGGAGGAGAAGAAGAAGGAACAGGAAGUGAAGCUGGCUGCUGACUCGGUGCUCUGCGAGGUGAGGAGGAAGCAGGCAGAUGUGAAGAGGAUGCAGGACGUGCUUAGGGCUGUGGAGAAGCUGCGAAAACUGAGGAAGGAGGCGGCGUCCAGGAAAGGUAUUUCUACUGAGGCCGAGUGUGAUGGUGCCUUCACCGAGCGCGUGGAGGAGCUCAGGGAUGUGAUGAAGAGGAGGACAGUGCUGUAUUCAGCUGAGGAGAAGGCUCUGAGGGUGAUGCUGGAGGGGGAGCAGGAGGAGGAGAGGAGGAGGGAGCAGGAGAGGAAGGUGAAGAAGGAGAGGGAGAGACAGCUGCAGAGGAAACGCAGGGUGCACGCCGUCCUGUUUGGAGAGGAUCUUCCUGCUGACUCCCUGCUGCAGCCGUUCACUCAGUUCUACACUCAGGCUGACAGAUCCCUGCACGCCCUGCUGCAGAUCAGGAGGGAGUGGGACGUGUUCUUGGUGGAGGCGGAUCAUCCUGAUGGCUCUUUUCUUCCUCAAACCUGGAUCCUCCCUGACCCCCCAUCAGACCAGGCGUGGGCCUCCGUCCUGCAGCCGGACGACUCGGACUGACAGAUGCUCUGAGUCUGAUCUGAAUCUGAGACUAAAAAGCUGAACCUCAGACACAAACAUGAUGGGGUUUACAUGUGACAGAUCAGUCACAUGAUCCUGGGUUAACCUGAUCAUGUGACCUGAUCAUGUGAUGUACAUGCUGCGCUCUGUUUGAUAAUUAUAUUUUUUUAUUUUCAUAAACUCUCAAAGAGCUAAAUAACUAAAUAGAAUAAACGAUGAUGACUUGA